Lepidothrix coronata (blue-crowned manakin) is the source of this 3573-nucleotide messenger RNA. It is a transcript of the gene FLOT2, whose product is annotated as flotillin 2. Lineage: Eukaryota; Metazoa; Chordata; Aves; Passeriformes; Pipridae. Gene Ontology annotation, cellular component: plasma membrane. Gene Ontology annotation, biological process: regulation of myoblast differentiation; protein localization to plasma membrane. The record is from RefSeq and is a predicted model, not a curated record. Bases 938 to 2161 code for a protein of 407 amino acids. The transcript has 9 exons.
CAGAUAAUCCAUCAUCCUCCUGCUGUUGGGAAACAGGGAUACAUGCAAGAGCACCAGCAUGGGAGCCAGCAUCUUGGGCAAGUCCUGACAUUGAUGAUGUGAGCCAGCAUCCUUGGUUUCAUCUUAUCAGUACUGUAUAUCCACCUUUCAGUUGUUUUCCAGUUCUUUAUAUCCAUUUAGCUGCUAAGGUGUCACAUAAUCCCAGUGAUCUUUGCAUGGUUGGCAAAAUAUGUGCACCCAUGUCUCACUUCACACUUAUUUCCUAAAUCUGUAGGCUUUUCCUUCUGUUUCUGUGAAGGCAGCAUUCCCUUUUAUCCUAGUUUUGGGACAUCCCUCCAUUGCCUGCCUAGGCUGAGUGGUGUGUAGUAGCAGAGAGCUGGAUCACCAGGUGCCUUGAUUCAAAAAUGCAACUCUCAGUUCAUCUCAUUGAUAUUACUCUCUCUUCCCACUGUUCAUUUUUUUCACUGUCAGUUAAUUUUAAAGGUGAGAGGCAAGGAAUUGCCUCACAGAAAGCAGGAUUGAGGCUGUUGGGGAUGUGCAUGGCACAGGUUACCUUAAUUUUGCAGAAGUACUUUUGAGGCAAACAUUUUUCCUUUUAGAGCUUGAGCAAAAAAGGAAAACAAAUUAUUUCUAGAGAAAGAGCUUUCAGAGUUUUUGCUGUAAUGAUAGAAGUGGUUAAUGUGCAUAAGGAUGCUGUUCUUUUCUUGAAGAGGGAUGUAAUGAGUGCUCACCAGUAGCCUCCUUUCUGUGUUGGCUGGGUGCUGGGAUGUGCUGGGAUGCUGCUGCCUUGGGCCAAUGCUGGGCUCCACAUCCUUCUGUACCAUUUUCCUGAGCCUCAGGCUAAUUGGAUUGUCUCAACUGGCCCCUCACUGCGAGUGCAGCUGGCUGGAGCUGGAGCGGGGUGCGGCGGUAUCGAUCCUCCACACCGGAUUGUUGGAUGGAGGCUCUGAUUCCCUGCCAGCUGAGUCCUUUCCCUCUGAUGGGAAUGACAUUUGAAGAAGCGCCGAGUGUCGCAGUGCCCUGCCUGAAAUCCUGCAAACACGCUGAGCACAAAUUGCUCAACCCCUGUUUCUUUUGUGCAGCCUUUGCUGUGGAGGUGAAGAUAAUGACUGAGAAGGAGCUCCUGGCUGUGGCCUGUGAGCAGUUCUUGGGGAAGAACGUGCAGGAUGUGAAGAACGUGGUCCUUCAGACGCUGGAGGGACACCUGCGCUCCAUCCUAGGGACCCUGACAGUGGAGCAGAUCUACCAGGACAGGGACCAGUUUGCCAAGCUGGUGCGGGAGGUGGCAGCCCCUGACGUGGGUCGCAUGGGGAUCGAGAUCCUGAGUUUCACCAUCAAGGAUGUCUAUGAUAAAGUGGAUUACCUGAGCUCCCUGGGGAAGACUCAGAUUGCAGCUGUCCAAAGGGAUGCAGACAUUGGAGUGGCAGAAGCCGAGCGGGAUGCUGGCAUUCGGGAGGCAGAGUGCAAGAAAGAAAUGAUGGAUGUCAAGUUCAUGGCAGAUACCAAAAUAGCAGAUUCCAAACGGGCUUUUGAAUUGCAGAAAGCUGCCUUCACUGAGGAGGUCAACAUUAAGACUGCAGAGGCCCAGCUGGCCUACGAGCUGCAGAGCGCCCGGGAGCAGCAGAAGAUCCGUCAGGAGGAAAUCGAAAUCGAGGUGGUGCAGCGCAAGAAGCAGAUCGAUGUGGAGGAGAAGGAGGUGAUCCGGAUGGAGAAGGAGCUGAUGGCCACCGUGAGGCAGCCGGCCGAGGCCGAGGCCUAUCGCAUCCAGCAGAUCGCUGAGGGAGAGAAGGUGAAGCAAAUCCUCCUUGCUCAGGCAGAGGCAGAAAAGAUCCGCAAGAUCGGCGAAGCAGAGGCUUUUGUGAUCGAGGCCAUGGGGAUGGCGGAGGCUGAGGGGCUGAAGCUGAAAGCAGAAGCGCUCCAGCAGUAUGGAGAAGCUGCCAGGCUGGCUCUAGUGCUGGAUGCACUGCCUGAGAUCGCUGCCAAAGUGUCUGCUCCCCUCUCCAAAGUGGAUGAGAUUGUUAUUCUCAGCGGAGACAAUAACAACACCAUGUCCGAGGUGAACCGUCUGCUGGCUGAGAUUCCCACCUCCGUGCGCGCCCUCACUGGUGUGGAUCUCACAAAGCUUCCCCUGUUCCAGAAAGCCACCGUGGCCAAGGAAUGAGGUUGGCCAACCCAAAGCUAGUGAAGAUCACUCCCUGUUAUGCACUCAGACAUCAACUGCCUUCGACACGUGGGAAUUCCUUUUAUAUCAAAGACAAUCUGGUUUUCAUUUGUAACUGGUGCCUUAUUUUGUAGGGCCAGAAAGAUGCAUGUCCUGUCUGCUGCUCUUUUUAUUCCAAGGGUGGGAGGGGAUUUAUUUUGUAAUUAACUAUGUAUUGUCUCAGGCCAAUCCCUCCCCAGAUACGACUGGCAGCUUGUCUGGUGUUGCAGUCCCGGUGCCUUGCUGUUCUCUGCCCUCAGGUGAGCGCCCAGAGCUCGAGGCAGAGGCUUGGUGGGAUGUGGAGCUGUAGGAAGAGAACAGCCAGGACCCCCCUGCUCUCCCUCAGUGACCCUCCUGGGCACUGCCCCAGCCCUGUCUCCCACAGCUGUCCCUGUGGCUGGCUCUCCCUGUCCCAGUGUCUCACCCCCAGUGCCCCUGCAGUGCCAGCAGCCCUGCCCAGGCUGGGCUUCCCAGAGGUGGCAGUCACCCCCCAGGAGAGUGACAACCCAGCACUGCCAGUGGUGCUGCCCACUCCCAUGCUACUUCCCCUUGAGGAAGUUUCCUUGUGGGAUCUGGAGCGGGGAAAGCUCUGAGGGGCAGAGGGAGCCCAGCUCAGCCAUGGUGAGAUCCCACCACCAGGAAUACCAAAAAGUAGUGCUGUGCCAAAGCCACCUGUCCCCUAAGAGGGCAGGGAAGCCACUGCAGCUGCUGUCCCUGGGUGCUGUGGUACAUCCUGACCCCACAACACUAAAACUGUGGGUCAGAGGUGGGGGGAACCAGCAGGACACUUGAGUGGGGACAGGCUCCUCCUGUACAGCUGCCUGGGGACCAGUGGCCCUGUGGCUGGGUGCUGGCCAGGACCUGCCCCAGCAGGUAGUGCAGGAAACCCUACCUCACUCCCUCCCCCUGCCUCUUAUGGCCAGUGGCUUUGCUGCCUUGUGACAAUGUGAAAGGGGUUGUCCCGUGUGUGUGUCCGUCCUCCCUGCAGUGCCACCAGGGCCCUGCGCUGGCCCAUGUCCCUUCCCCGCCUAUCUUGAUGCCUGUGCUCGAUGUGGCUGUUACAGCCAGACCCGUGUGUGAGGUCAGCCUGGCGCUGCUGGUGAGGUCAACCUGCACUGUGGUGGGGUUUUGGGGGUCCCUCCACUAGCUCCUGCACCCUCCAGCUCGGUGCUGGUUUCCAUAGAGUGGGGGAAGGUCCCUCUCCACCGUCCCGGGGGACAGCCAGUCCCUUUGCCGGGAGUGACCCACUGCAGAGGGGUGGGUGCUGCGGGGCCCCCCAUCCCCUCCCUGCGGCCGGGGCGGGGGGACCGGCAUUAUCAGCCCCCGGCUGGUGCCGGCCCGCGGGCGGUGGGUGCAGAUCUGGCGCUGGCCAG